This is a messenger RNA of Ailuropoda melanoleuca (giant panda), 2306 nucleotides long. RefSeq names its product SUMO1 activating enzyme subunit 1 (gene SAE1). Bases 109 to 1332 code for a protein of 407 amino acids. NCBI's taxonomy places the organism in Eukaryota, Metazoa, Chordata, Mammalia, Carnivora, Ursidae. Gene Ontology annotation, cellular component: SUMO activating enzyme complex; cytoplasm. The transcript has 11 exons. The record is from RefSeq and is a predicted model, not a curated record. Gene Ontology annotation, biological process: protein sumoylation. Gene Ontology annotation, molecular function: SUMO activating enzyme activity.
AGGCGCAGAGGAGGCCCGGGCGCGCGGCCGGUGGCGGUUGGCGGCGCGUGGGGCCGGCGGGCGGUUGCCGUGGGCAGGACCUGAGUGCAGGCAGCUAGAGCCGGCGCCAUGGUGGAGAAGGAGGAGGCUGGCGGCGGCAUCAGCGAGGAGGAGGCGGCGCAGUAUGACCGGCAGAUCCGUUUGUGGGGAUUGGAGGCUCAGAAACGGCUGCGGGCCUCCCGGGUGCUUCUAGUCGGCAUGAAAGGACUCGGGGCUGAAAUUGCCAAGAAUCUCAUUCUGGCAGGAGUGAAAGGACUGACCAUGUUGGAUCCUGAACAGGUAUCUCCAGAAGACCCCGGAGCUCAGUUCUUGAUCCGUACUGGCUCUGUUGGCCGCAACAGGGCAGAAGCCUCUUUGGAGCGAGCCCAGAAUCUCAACCCCAUGGUGGAUGUGAAGGUGGACACUGAGAAUAUAGAAAAGAAGCCAGAGUCAUUUUUCACUCAGUUUGAUGCUGUUUGUCUGACUUGCUGCUCCAGGGAUGUCAUAGUCAAAGUUGACCAGAUCUGUCACCAAAAUAGCAUCAAGUUUUUUACAGGAGAUGUUUUUGGCUACCAUGGAUACACAUUUGCCAAUCUUGGAGAGCAUGAAUUCGUAGAGGAGAAAACCAAAGUUGCCAAAGUUAGCCACGGGGUAGAAGACGGACCUGAUACCAAGAGAGCAAAGCUUGAUUCUUCUGAAACAACUAUGGUCAAAAAGAAGGUGGUCUUUUGCUCUGUUAAGGAAGCGCUGGAAGUGGACUGGAGCAGUGAUAAAGCGAAGGCAGCUCUGAAGCGCACAACUUCGGAUUACUUCCUCCUUCAAGUGCUUCUGAAGUUCCGCACAGAUAAAGGAAGAGAUCCUAGUUCUGAUACCUUUGGGGAAGAUUCUGAGUUGUUGCUCCAGAUUCGAAACGAUGUGCUUGACUCCCUGGGUGUUAGUCCUGACCUGCGGCUCAUCACCGAAACAAUUUACUUGGUUUUUAACCUACCUUCUUUGUUUUUCUUAGUGCUUCUGAAGUUCCGCACAGAUAAAGGAAGAGAUCCUAGUUCUGAUACCUUUGGGGAAGAUUCUGAGUUGUUGCUCCAGAUUCGAAACGAUGUGCUUGACUCCCUGGGUGUUAGUCCUGACCUGCUUCCCGAAGACUUCGUCAGGUACUGCUUCUCCGAGAUGGCCCCGGUGUGUGCGGUGGUUGGAGGGAUCCUGGCCCAGGAAAUUGUGAAGGCCCUGUCUCAAAGGGACCCUCCUCACAACAACUUCUUCUUUUUUGAUGGCAUGAAGGGCAGUGGCAUUGUGGAGUGCCUCGGCCCCAAGUGAGCCCAAGACUUGGCAGCCCUGGAGAUGCUGACCUGCAGCCUGACCGCACGUGUGCCCUGUCCCCGCCUCCCCCCACGAAGGCCGCUCCAGGUGGGGGUGGGGAGAGAGUGAAGCCAUUGGACCAGUACAGACCAUUUCCUGCGAGCAAUGAGCUUGUACAGAUGUGUGACUUCCAAGCACCAGCAGCUGCUCAGCAAGGGGCGUAGGGACUGGCCGUCUCCAUCCCAGCACUGUCGAGGGCUGUUUGCCAGCCGUCACCCGAACGCCCCCUCUGACGCAUCCCUCUGUCCUGGGGCUGCCACGGCAUCGCCAGCCCUCUGGGCUACCGCGGGAGACACCUGCCAGGAGCCAGCACACCUUGUUGCUUGGGAGCCUCUUGCCACCUCCUGGACUUACUCCCUGCCUGAUGUCAUACAGAGAAGAGCAUGACUGCAGGUGGGGAAUAAGACCCGGCCCGAUGAAACACUAGCGCAGCCACAGUUCCAAAUGCAGACAGGUGCCCCAGAGAGGAAAAGACACGGCAGGCGGAAUGUAUUUCCUCCAGAGUUUGAGAUCCUGCAAAACAACAGGUGGUUUGUGGUGUGCUGUUCUUGAGUUUUAGUUCAGGAUUAGUCGGGUUUCAGCCGGGAUUUUGGAAGAGAGGAAAUGUUACUAAAGUUCCCUCGGGCAUUAGGGCGAGACCUUGCGAAGUGAAUGUUAGUGGGAAAAGUUGUUUUAAAAAAACAGAUUCCAGGGUCCCACUCCCUGAGGAUUCUGAAUUACUGGGGCCCAAGCGACAAAGGAGCCUGUCUGAUCAGAGCCCCCUCCCCCCCAUCCCUGAUGCGGCUCAGACCGUCCUGGAAGCUGUUGCUUUCAAGGGCUGUGUCAGUCCUUUCCUUACCCCCGAAUCGCAGCUGUUCGUGUUUUUUUAUAUUUUCUAUAUUUCCUUGAUUCUUUAAAAAGGAAUGAUAGAAAUAAAGUUAUUUGCUUUAGGA